GGCGGGUCGGGAAUGAUCACCAGUUCCAACAUCACUAGCAAUCGUCUCAAUUCAAACGCUUUCACACCACUCCUAGCGGUCGUAAACGCCAACAAUAAUAAUAGUUAUCCGAACGGCAAUAACUCGACCACCAAUUCAUCGCUCAUACCAUCCAAUGCGUCGAUGAGUGCCGCGGAUAAGGGCAGUCCUAACUCCACUCUACCUCACGGCUCGUUUAGGUGUAACUUAGGCAACACAGCCCUCGCCACCGCCGCCUCUCAGGCCAUUGCCCUAACACAACAGGUAUGCAUUCUAACCAAAGUGAAGAGCAAAGUUACUCAGGUUCAACACAGGGCUAUAAUCUAUAUAAGUAUCAACACAGGGAUGCAAAUGGGAAGACGAACGGCCAGUUUGAAGGCCAGUUAUGAGGCCAUCAAUUCGGGGUUUCCCAGCGUUUACGGCUUCAAUACAUUGAGAGAGCACUCGCCUAACGACACCUCUAACUCACAUCCGGAUCUAUUGAACCGUUCAAACGCAUCGUUAGGCUAUAGCUAUGACUCUAAUAUAAACAAAACGAAUCGCCCGAACAAACGGAGCAGAACUAGUCAUUACGGCACUGAUUCCUCCAAUUCCCACAUUUCCAUCAAUAACUCAAACAUGUUUGAAGACAACUCGUCCGAAGCGGUCAGCGAUAAUAACGGAGCGCCCGAAUGGACGCUCGACCCGAAUGAGCCCCGAUAUUGCAUUUGCAAUCAGGUCUCGUACGGAGAUAUGGUUGCCUGUGAUAACGAAGACUGCCAAAAGGAAUGGUUUCAUUACGGCUGCGUUGAUAUAACCCAACCGCCGAAAGGCAAGUGGUAUUGUCCCGACUGUUCCGAUAAACUCAACAGAAAGAAAAGCAGGAAAGAGAGAUCUUGAAUGACAAAUAGGAUUAAAACAUUAAUUAAUUGUAAUUAUAAUUUAUAGCAAUAUUUGUUAAAUUUUCAACUUGUGAUCAAUUAUUUGAUUAGUUUAUUGUUAUUAAAAAAUAAGUUAUUAUACAAAUGAAUGCAAAAAAGA
This is a messenger RNA of Medioppia subpectinata, 1038 nucleotides long. The record is from the annotation of a GenBank genome assembly. NCBI's taxonomy places the organism in Eukaryota, Metazoa, Arthropoda, Arachnida, Sarcoptiformes, Oppiidae.